AUGCCUCAAUUUGAGGAUAGGGUGGAGCAUAUGUUAACGGUUCCUUAUGCUAGCGCAGUUGGUAGCAUUAUGUAUGCUAUGAUGUGCACACGUCCAGAUAUUGCUCAAUCUAUAAGUGCAGUAAGCAGGUACAUAGACAAUCUAGGAAAAAGGCAUUGGAAAAUUGUCAAGUGGAUAUUGAGAUAUCUCAAAGGAGCUUGUGAUGUUGGUCUAACCUUUCAAAAAAGUGAAGAUCUUUUAGUUCUCGAUUAUGUGAAUUCUUACUAUGCAAGGGAUCUUGAUAAGAAGUCCACAACUGGAUACAUUUUUACUCUCAUUGGCAGUGUCGUUAGUUGGAAAUCGACUUUACAGUCGAUUGUUGCUUUGUCUACAACAAUGACAGAAUAUAUGUCAGCAACAGAGGAAGUGAAAUAUCUGAUUGAAAGGUUUGGUGGAAAAAUUGAGUUUGGUUCAGAGAGAGAUAUCAAGAUCGAGAAGGUUAUCACAGAUGAUAAAGCUACAGACAUGUUAACCAAGAUAGUCCCGCUUGUGCACACUGCAAGGACUUGGCGGGAGUAUGCAUCAACUAAUGCAACUCUGGGAGAACAACUGCUAGAUGGAGCUAGUGUGUUCAACAAAGGUUUGAUUCUUCUUGUUUCUUACAAUGAGAUUUCCCAGUAA
Messenger RNA from Solanum dulcamara, 660 nucleotides. RefSeq names its product secreted RxLR effector protein 161-like. The record is from RefSeq and is a predicted model, not a curated record. NCBI's taxonomy places the organism in Eukaryota, Viridiplantae, Streptophyta, Magnoliopsida, Solanales, Solanaceae. The coding region runs from base 1 to 660 and encodes 219 amino acids. The transcript has 2 exons.